This is a messenger RNA of Cutaneotrichosporon cavernicola, 1305 nucleotides long. RefSeq lists its product as uncharacterized. Bases 1 to 1305 code for a protein of 434 amino acids. NCBI's taxonomy places the organism in Eukaryota, Fungi, Basidiomycota, Tremellomycetes, Trichosporonales, Trichosporonaceae. The record is from RefSeq and is a predicted model, not a curated record. The transcript has a single exon.
AUGCUCCCCAAUCGCAAAGUACUUGACAGCACGGCCUUCCCGCAUGUAUUUGAGCGCAUCAUCGACCUCGCGCCGUUCGAGGUACUCCUCACUCUCCGCUUCGUAUCCAGAGCGACACGGACGCGCGUCGACAAGCUCCUUUGGAGGCAUGUGGCUAUGGGAACACCGGGCAAUUGGGACUGCUGCGAUCUCACCGAGCCGUUUCCGCCUUACAACUCGCUGCCUCGAGAGGAGCGGGAGGGACCCAUGUUCGGCGAUCCUGUGCUGGACGAGAACUGGGUCCCAGACACCGUUCCGGCGGGUAUACCCAUCAACCGCAUCAACUGGGAGAAGGAGACGGAGCGCCGGCGCAGAGUUCGUCUCGAUUGGGGUGUGCGGAACGAUAUUCGCGUAGUUGACAACUUUGGGGGCAACGAGAACACGGCGUUCGAUUUCCCCGACGCUGUGGUGCGCUACAUCUGGCCGACCUUCGAUAUCGGUACCGCCAAGUCGUUCGUAUACUAUAUCCGCCUGCCGCAGACCCUCAUCUCCCACCUCCACUUCCACAUGCCAAGCAGUCUUCUCGCCGAGCGCGUUAUCUUCCGCUCGCUCGUUGACAUUCCCGUGAUAGAGGAGAGACUCUUCUCGUGGGUGCCCUUGUGCAUGAACCACCGCCCCCGCGACGCUCUCAACCUCAAGAUGAAGUCGCUCGCCUACGUGUUCGAAGUCUUCAAGGAUGGACCCGGACGCAAGGUUGAGGAGGAGAAGCUUGCGGGUGCGAUCAAGGGCCUUGAUGUCGCCGUGGGCGCCGUCCUCUCGCUCGGGCUCAAGGUCACCAUCGCAGGCCUUGAGCGUAUCCCCCUCCACGCACUCGGGUUUGCGCCGACCACUAGCCACGAGAGCGUGUGCGACGUUAUCCGCUCUGCCGUGGCGGAAAGCGCACGCAAGCACCUCGCCAUUUAUGCUGAUGACGACCCAACCCUCAUUCCAACCUUCGAUGAGGCGAUGACCGGCUUCACCAUCUGCACAUUUGAGGAGUGGGCGGCGACCGCCGAUCCUGCAGAGGUCGCCAAGCCCGACAUCGACCCCAAUUUCCUCGGCAACCCCACGUACGUCGAGUCGCAUGUUGCACCCCAACUCCCAUUCAACCCCAUGGGCCCUAGGGACAACGGCGUUUACGGCCACGACCCUUCCGACAGCGACUUUUCCGACAACGACAUGGCCUUUGAUGGCGGGUUCCUCGACGACGACGACUUUGACGAGGUCUGGGAAGAUGACGAGGACGAGGACGGCUUCCCGGGCGUCAUUAACAUCAUUGGUAGCUAA